AUGGGAGAUUGUAGUUUUGAAAUUCAAGAGAUGCAUAUUGGCGUUGAUGAUGUUAAGUUAGAAGAAAAAUUAGGAGUCAUUGACGUUUCUGAACAAUUCAUAGAUGAAGAAGGAGUUCAUGAAAGGGAAGAAUAUGUAAACAAGAUAGAAAGUUCCCUGAACUGCCUGGUUGAAGAAACGCCUCAAGAUUCUUUGAUGAAUGAUUUUGAAUCUGUUCAUUUGGAUAAAAGUUACUUGGGUGAUUGUCCUGCAAGUGAAACUCACACACAAUGUCAUAACACUGGCAGUCUGAAAGAUCAAAAAGUACAUGUAAAAUCUGAACAUUCAAGUAUCAAGGAUCACAAGUGUGAUCUGUGUGAUUUCGUGACAAGGUAUAAAAAAAACCUUGCUCUACAUAUCAAAUCUGUCCAUUCGAAUAUCAAGGACUACGGAUGUGACUUCUGUGAAUACUCAUCGAGGCAUAAAAAAGAACUUGAAAUACAUGUGAAAUCUGUCCAUUCGAAUGUGAAGGAACUUGAGUGUCACCUAUGUGAUUAUAAUACAAAUAGGAAAAUCAGCCUUAAGAAACACGUCGAUUCUGUUCAUUUGAAAAUCAAGAUGCACAAGUGCCACCUAUGCGAUCAUGCUGCUAGUGAUAAAGGAAAACUUAAUGUACACAUAAAAUCUGUUCAUUUUAAGAUUAGGGACCACAAGUGUCAUUUAUGCGAAUAUGCUGCUAGUGAGAAAUUUACCCUGGACGCGCAUAUCAAAUCUGUUCAUUUCAAUAUAAAGGAACACAAAUGCGACUCAUGCGAAUAUGUUGCGAGUGAAAAAAGAUAUCUUAAUAUUCACGUGAAAUCCGUGCAUUUAAAGAUCAAAGAAAAUAAGUGUCACUUAUGUGACUUUGCCUGUAGCGAUAAAAGAUAUCUGGAAGUUCACAUUAAAUCUGUUCAUUUGAAAAUUAAGCGAUACCAGUGCGAACUGUGCGAAUACGGAGCUAGUAGAAAAGAUACCCUUCAGAGACACAUUAACUCUGUUCAUUUGAACAUCAAAAAAUACAAGUGUGAACAAUGUGAAUAUUCUGCGAGUGAGAAACUCAAACUUGAUCGUCAUGUUAAGGCCGUUCAUUUCAAAAUUAAGGAACACAAGUGUCACUUUUGCGAAUACGCUGCUAGCGUGAAAAGUAACCUUGAUGUGCACAUAAAAUCUGUCCAUUUAAAUAUCAAGGAACACAAGUGUCACCUAUGUGAGUUUGUUACAAGUAGAAAAGAUGUCCUUCAGAGACAUAUCGACUCCAACUUCAAUCAUUUACAUCUCAAGAAAAACAAAUGUCAUUGAUGUCAAUAUGCCACUGGUGAAAAAAAAGACCACCAAACGCACACGAAAUGUGUUCAUUCGAAAAUUAAGAAACAUAAAUGUCACAAGCAGUGAAAAUACUCUUCCAAAUCACGUUAACUGUGUUCGUUCAAAUAUCAAGAAACACAAGUGUGAUUUAUGUGAAUAUGCUGCAAAUAACGUUCAGAAACUGAGGAACACAAGUGUCAUUUAUGUGUAGUAAAAGUAAUCUUCAAGAUCACAUCAACUGUGUUCAUUCAAAUAUCAAGAAAGAAGAGUCAAUUGUGUGAUUAUACCUGAUACAAAAAUGUACUAGGUGAUUUUCGGAAGCAUAUCGUCGAAUCUCAUCUUUGCUUCAAUUGACAAGUCGAUCAAAAACAAAAGAGAAUUAUAAACCAUAUGGUUAACCUUCCUGAAAUGACAACAAUAAGCAAGACUGCUUUAGUGCAACAACUAACCUAACCUUACAUCAUAUUAAAAUCGUGUCUCAGAUAGAUUGAACUGAUCUUGAGACAACACAAAAUCUGUAUCUGCCAUUCAUGUUUAUCAAUUGUGUUUGAAGUAGUAAAAGUACUGUGAUUUUACUAAAUUUUUCCUAAUAAAAAUAAAAUUUCAUUCUGGAUAUC
Molecule: messenger RNA, 1940 nt
Organism: Coccinella septempunctata (seven-spotted ladybird)
Lineage: Eukaryota; Metazoa; Arthropoda; Insecta; Coleoptera; Coccinellidae
Product: zinc finger Y-chromosomal protein-like
Exons: 2
Coding region: 1-1317 (438 amino acids)
Biological process (GO): regulation of transcription by RNA polymerase II
Cellular component (GO): nucleus
Molecular function (GO): RNA polymerase II transcription regulatory region sequence-specific DNA binding; DNA-binding transcription factor activity, RNA polymerase II-specific
Source: RefSeq, a predicted model, not a curated record